AUGCGGACACCACUGCUUUGUGCCACCGAUCGGGGACAUCUGGGGAUUGUCAAACUACUGCUGGGAGACCCGAGGGUUGACCCCGUGCGCCGAGAUGCUCGUGGAUACAGCGCCCUCCACUACGCGGCAGAGGAUGGAGACGUGCAACUUGUGGACCUCUUCCUCGCUGACGGCAGUAUCGAUGUGGGUGCCCGGAACUAUCACGAGUCAACUGCUCUCCACCUCGUAGCCAAGGCUGGACAUAUAGGAGUGGUAAACCGACUACUGAUGGCAAGCGCAAUCGAUUGUAAUGCGAAGAACAGGAAAGGCCGUACAGCGUUAUGGAAUGCAACUCGCCAGGGUCACGACCAAGUAGCAAGCCGUCUAUUGAUUGGCGAAGACUUGGAAGUGAAUUCCACCGCCACCGGCGAGUCCACGGAUCGGUCAACUUCCCUGCAUCAUGCAGUUAAAGCGAGAAAUCUAGCACUUGUCUACCAGCUACUGGCCAAGUCAAGUGCGGACCCGAACGUGCCCGAUGAAGGUGGACGGACACCUCUUUGGUGGGCCGCUGCUGUGGGCGACUUGCUUCUCGUCAUGUCCCUUCAGGACGACCCGCGAACACAACCAGAUAUAAGAGAUCAUAAUGGACUGGCCCCGGUGGAUAUCGCCAGAUCUCGCAAUGAUCACGAAGUUGUCCGCCUCCUGACGAACUGUCGUCAUCAUUGCCCUGCGGUUAUAUUCGCCGAAGUAGUGAUGAUUGUGAUACUUAUUCCUAUUUUAUUACUGUUAUCCCUGGCAUCCGUGGUUAGGCGGGCGCUCGCUCGCGUCUGCAUUUUGUGA
This is a messenger RNA of Aspergillus calidoustus, 819 nucleotides long. NCBI's taxonomy places the organism in Eukaryota, Fungi, Ascomycota, Eurotiomycetes, Eurotiales, Aspergillaceae. The record is from the annotation of a GenBank genome assembly.